Messenger RNA from Penicillium angulare, 1482 nucleotides. RefSeq names its product FMN-dependent alpha-hydroxy acid dehydrogenase. Lineage: Eukaryota; Fungi; Ascomycota; Eurotiomycetes; Eurotiales; Aspergillaceae. The transcript is spliced from 4 exons. The record is from RefSeq and is a predicted model, not a curated record. The coding region runs from base 1 to 1482 and encodes 493 amino acids. Gene Ontology annotation, molecular function: oxidoreductase activity; heme binding.
AUGGCAACCGGGAAACUGUUAUCUGCCAAGGAAAUCUCGGGGCAUCAAUCCCCCGAGGACUGCUGGAUCGUGGUGAAUGAUCAAGUUUGGGAUAUGACAGACUUUUUGGGCGAGCAUCCGGGAGGUCCAAAUAUCAUAUUGAAGUAUGCUGGCCGUGACGCAACAGAAGCCUACUCAGCGGUACAUUCGCCCAGUGUAUUGAAGACAGGUCUCGAGCCGGAGAAGUUCAAAGGCUCCUUAGAUCAGUCGACAGUCGACGAGGAAUGGUUGAAGCCGCCCCCUGGGGAGAAUGCCAAGGUUCUUCUAGAUAACGAGAAACCACCACUGGAAACUCUGAUCAACUCCCACGACUUCGAGGUUGUCGCUUCUAAGACAGCAAACAAGAAAACAUGGGCUUUUUACUCCAGCGCUUCUACAGAUCUAAUCACUCGCGAUGCAAACAAAUCAAGCUUUGAUCGUAUAUGGUUUCGCCCACGCGUUCUACGAAAUGUGCGAGAGGUGGAUGCCAGUACGAAAAUCCUUGGUGGGGACUACAAACUUCCUCUCUUUGUUAGUCCUGCAGCAAUGGCCAAGCUAAUUCAUCCCGAGGGAGAAUGUGCCAUUGCUAGAGCCUGCGAGAAAAAGGGUAUAAUUCAAGGAAUUUCAAAUAAUUCUUCCUUUACUAUGGAUGAGCUACGUAGCACUGCACCAGGUGCCAGCUUUAUCUUCCAGUUAUAUGUCAACCGCGAUCGAGAGAAGUCUGCAGAUCUCCUGCGACAAUGUUCAGCGAACCCCAAUAUCAAGGCUAUUUUCGUCACCGUGGAUGCAGCAUGGCCCGGUAAGCGUGAAGCAGAUGAGCGCGUUAAGGCCGACGAAAACAUCUCCGUGCCAAUGUCACCUUCCAAAGCGAGCAAUGACAAGAAGGGUGGCGGCCUUGGCCGGGUAAUGGCCGGAUACAUUGACCCAGGCCUUACAUGGGAGGAUCUCAAAUGGAUUCGACAGCACACACAUAAGCCCGUGUGUCUGAAAGGAGUGAUGUCUGCCGACGACGCAAUCAUGGCUAUGAACGCGGGACUAGAUGGCAUUCUGUUAAGCAAUCACGGUGGCCGUAAUCUCGACACAAGUCCACCUUCUAUCAUUACGCUUCUAGAGAUUCAAAGGAGAUGCCCUGAAAUUUUCGAUGCUAUGGAAGUAUAUGUUGACAGUGGAAUUCGUCGUGGAACGGACAUUCUGAAAGCUGUUUGUCUGGGCGCCACCGCAGUAGGAAUGGGCCGAAGCAUGCUUUUCGCUAUGAACUACGGACAGGAGGGAGUUGAGCAUCUCGUUGAUAUUAUGCAGGAUGAACUGGAGACCGCUAUGCGCAAUAUUGGAAUCACCUCCUUAGAUCAGGCAUCUCCAGAUUUUGUCCACACAGGAGCGAUUGAUCACUUAGUUCCGUCUUCUCGAUCACAUCCAUAUGCUAGCGCGAAGGCAAAAUCCCGAAAACGCAGCGCGAAGCUGUAG